CAAUAAACAAGAAGGAAAGACUAACAGGUGACACAUGAGCCCGGGUGGCCGGAGUCACAGCUUCACGUCUCACCGCUGCAGUGCUCCAUCAUCGUCCACCAGACCCGCGCCAUCCAACCACCACCGCCAUCCAACCACCACCGCCAUGAGUCUGUACAACAACCGCUACGGCACCACCAGGGGCUUCAGCAGCCGCUCCCAUGGCUCUCUGUCUGGAAGACCCUCCGUGUUCCGGGCCAGCACAGGCUACCAACCGGGGCUUCAAAGAGCCAGCAGCGGCCUUAACAUUUCUCGAAUGACCCCGGGGUCCGGCACCUUCCUGCUGUCCUCUCUGCCCAACCUGGAGGUGGACCCCAAACUGCACCAGAUGAGGAACGAGGAGAAGGAGCAGAUCAAAGGGCUCAACAAUCAGUUUGUCAACUUCAUAGACAAGGUACGGGAGCUGGAGAGGCAGAACAAGAUCCUGAAGACCCAACUGAAGCUGCUGAAGGAGAAGGACAGCUACAAGUCCAACAUCGACCAGAUCACAUCGGGGUCCGGCAACCACCUGAAGCAGCAGAUAGACGCGCUGCUGCAUGAGAAGGACAAGCUGCAGGCCGAGCUGCAGAACAUGCAGGCCGUGGUGGAGGAGCUGAAAAGCCGAUAUGAGGAUGAAAUUAACAGAAGGAACCACCUAGAAAAUGAUUUUGUAUUAACAAAGAAGGAUCUCGAUGACACUUACCUGCACAAGGUGGACAACGAGUCCAAGCUGGACAGUCUGACCGAUGAAAUCGAGUAUCUAAAGAAGGUCUAUAAGGAGGAGUUAAACGAGCUCCAGUCCCAGGUGCACAAUGACAAGGUGACCGUGGAGCUGGACAAUAACCGAGACCUGGAAAUGAAGCACAUCAUGGAUGAGGUCCGUGCCCAAUACCAGACCAUGGCAGAGAAGAGCCGCCAAGAGGCCGAGCACUGGUACAAGAGCAAGAUUGAGGACAUGAUGAAUCAGUCUAAACGCACCAAUGACGAGCUGAAGGCAUUGAAGAAUGAACUAUCUGAUAUACAUCGCAUGAUGCAACGCGUCAACGGGGACAACGAGGCCCUGAAGAAUCAGCGUGCAAAUCUCGAGCACUCCAUCUCCCUGGGCGAGGACCACGGCGAGCAGGCCAUCCAGAACGCCAAGUCCCAUGCUCAGGACCUGGAAGAGGCUCUGAGAAAGGCGAAGCAGGACAUGGCCCGCAAGGCGCGAGAGUACCAGGACCUGAUGAACACCAAGCUGGCCCUGGACAUCGAAAUCGCCACCUACCGCAAAUUGCUGGAGGGCGAGGAGACCAGACUGAACAACCACCCUUCAAGUACCCAAAAUACCCAAAAUACCCAAAAUACCCAAAAUAGCACUAUAGACAAGUUGGCCAAUCUCCUGAACUUUGACAUGAAAUCCUCUCCUCCGCCCCGCAAACCAUCGACCAACCCAAAGAAAAUCGUUCUCGUUAAGACCAUCGAGACCACCGAUGGCAAGAAAUUGUCCGAAGCCAGUCACUAUUCGCAGGAGUGAACCAGACCGGAGCUGCCUUGUCUGCUGAUUGUAAAGGGGGGGGGGGGGGAAAAUGUUGAUUCUGCUCUGACGACUA
Messenger RNA from Rana temporaria (common frog), 1607 nucleotides. RefSeq names its product keratin, type II cytoskeletal 8-like. NCBI's taxonomy places the organism in Eukaryota, Metazoa, Chordata, Amphibia, Anura, Ranidae. The transcript has 9 exons. Gene Ontology annotation, biological process: keratinization; intermediate filament organization. Gene Ontology annotation, cellular component: keratin filament. Gene Ontology annotation, molecular function: structural constituent of skin epidermis. The record is from RefSeq and is a predicted model, not a curated record. Bases 35 to 1531 code for a protein of 498 amino acids.